This is a messenger RNA of Pipistrellus nathusii (Nathusius's pipistrelle), 1137 nucleotides long. The record is from the annotation of a GenBank genome assembly. Lineage: Eukaryota; Metazoa; Chordata; Mammalia; Chiroptera; Vespertilionidae.
AUGGCGGACUCGUGCCGGAACCUCACGUACGUGCGGGACUCGGUGGGCCCGGCCACCAGCGCCCUCAUGUUCGUGGCGGGCGUGGCGGGCAACGCGCUGGCGCUGGGCAUCCUGGGCGCGCGGCGGCGCGCGCGGGCGCGGCCGUCGGCCUUCGCCGUGCUGGUCACCGGGCUGGCGGCCACCGACCUGCUGGGCACGUGCUGCCUGAGCCCCGCCGUGUUCGCCGCCUACGCGCGCAACAGCUCGCUGCUGGGCCUGGCGCGCGGCCGGCCGGCGCUGUGCGACGCCUUCGCCUUCGCCAUGACCUUCUUCGGCCUGGCGUCCACGCUCAUCCUGUGCGCCAUGGCGGUGGAGCGCUGCCUGGCGCUCAGCCACCCGUACCGCUACGCGCGGCUGGACGCGCCCCGCUGCGCCCGCCGCGCCCUGCCCGCCGCCUACGCCUUCUGCGCCGCCUUCUGCGCGCCGCCGCUGCUCGGCCUGGGCCGCCACCAGCAGUACUGCCCGGGCAGCUGGUGCUUCGUCCGCCUGCGCGCCCCCGCGCCCGCCGGCUGCGCCUACUCGCUGGCCUACGCCGGCCUCGUGGCGCUGCUGCUGGCCGCCAUCGUGCUGUGCAACGCCUCGGCCACGCUCAGCCUGUGCCGCAUGCACCGCCAGCAGCGCCGCCACCAGGGCGCGCUGGCCCCGGGCCCCGGGCGCGAGGACGAGCUGGGCCACCUGGUCCUGCUGGGCCUCAUGACGGGCAUCAUGGCCGUGUGCUCCCUGCCACUCACGAUCCGUGGCUUCACCCAGGCCAUCGCCCCCGACAGCAGCGAGAUGGGGGACCUCCUUGCCUUCCGCUUCUACGCCUUCAACCCCAUCCUGGACCCCUGGGUGUUCAUCCUCUUCCGCAAGGCCGUCUUCCAGCGCCUGCGGCUCUGGCUGUGCCGCCUGCGCCCCCGGCCGGCCCGCGGCCGCCCCCCGCACCCCCUCUCCCAGCACCCCGGCUCCCAGCCCGCCCCCGGCGGGAAGGACCCCGGGGGGAAGGAGGGCAGCCCGGUGCUGCUGCCGGCCUGGGGCGAGGCCCAGCGGCCGGGCGGCGCCCUGGACACGGGAACGCUGUCCAAAGAGGAGGCCUCAGCCGCCUGCUCGCUCUGCUGA